This is a messenger RNA of Morus notabilis, 1451 nucleotides long. RefSeq names its product transcription termination factor MTERF6, chloroplastic/mitochondrial. NCBI's taxonomy places the organism in Eukaryota, Viridiplantae, Streptophyta, Magnoliopsida, Rosales, Moraceae. The transcript is spliced from 2 exons. The record is from RefSeq and is a predicted model, not a curated record. Gene Ontology annotation, cellular component: chloroplast. Gene Ontology annotation, biological process: chloroplast organization; regulation of DNA-templated transcription. Gene Ontology annotation, molecular function: double-stranded DNA binding. The coding region runs from base 148 to 1122 and encodes 324 amino acids.
AGGAUUUUCUCCAAAGAAGUCACCCUCUAUCUCUCCGAUCGAUUCCCAAAUCUUGGAGAGCUCACAACUAUGAUUAAUCGUUGCUUAAGUUCUGUUCUUUAGAACCCCAUUUCACUGUUCUGAUUCAAUCAAAGGUGGCUGACGGAAAUGGGAAGCACACAAAAUGGAAUUAUGUGGUUCUUCAGGGACAAAGGUUUUGAUGACAAGAGUAUAAAUGAAAUGUUGAGAAAAUGCAAGCGACUUGAAGGGGUACAAAGAGAAAGUGCCUCUGAGAAUUGGGCUUACUUGGAAAGCAUUGGAAUUCAGGAGAGAAAGUUACCUCAUGUUAUCUCAAAGUGUCCUAAAAUCCUCACUUUAGGCCUCCAUGAGAAGCUUGUUCCAACUGUUGAAUGUCUCAACACACUUGGUACAAAGCCCCAAGAAGUAGCUUCAGCCAUUGCAAAGUUCCCUCACAUAUUGUACCACAGUGUGGAAGAGAAGCUUUGCCCACUUUUGGCCUUCUUUCAGACGCUGGGUAUUCCCGAGAAGCAACUUGGGAAGAUGAUUUUGCUCAACCCGAGGCUGAUCAGCUACGGCAUUGAGACAAAGCUGACGGAGAUUGUGGAGUUCCUUGCUGGUCUUGGACUUUCUAGAGAUGGGGUGAUUGGGAAAGUGAUGGUGAAGAAUCCUUUUAUAAUGGGAUAUAGUGUUGAUAAAAGGCUUCGCCCGACAGCGGAGUUUUUAAAGUCGAUAGGCCUUACGGAGACGGGUCUACAGUCAGUAGCAAUGAAUUACCCUGAAGUUAUGUGCAGAGAUGUGAACAAGGUUCUGAGACCAAACUUUGCUUAUCUGCAAAGAAGUGGAUUUGGAGAUGGGCAAAUAGCAACUUUGGUGACUGGUUAUCCCCCUAUUCUGAUCAAGAGCAUUCAGAACUCUUUAGAACCUAGAAUCAAGUUUUUGGUAGAAGAGAUGGGAAGGCAGGUUGAUGAAGUCACUGAUUUUCCCGAUUUCUUUCGCUACGGUUUAAAGAAAAGAUUGGAGUCACGGCACAGAGCUUUGAAGCAGAGGAAAAUGGAUUGCAGCUUGAAUGAAAUGCUGGAUUGUAAUCAAAAGAAGUUCCAAAGGAAGUUUGGUUUGGUUUGAAGGAAGGUGAGCCACUUCCCUUCUUUCCUUAUUUCAUUUUUGCUUGAAUGUAGUUUCGAUUACGAAUGUAGAUUGAAUGGAUGUCUUCCAAUUUCUAGUAAACCCAACCUAUUUGCGAUUUCGGGUUGGUCAAAUAGAAGAAGCUGACUCAGUCUUGAUAUUGUAAUUUUAUGCGGAAGUUUUCAAAAUUUUGGAGUUCAAUUUUCUGCUCGCUGCUGGUAAAUGAAUGUCCAUGAGAUUGUUUGAGUUGUUCUUUUCUUUCUUUUUUCUCCUCUCUUGAAUAUGUAGUAAUCUCGAACUGCAGAUUAUGUUUAGCCCAAUUGGACCGA